This is a messenger RNA of Homalodisca vitripennis (glassy-winged sharpshooter), 2751 nucleotides long. RefSeq names its product inter-alpha-trypsin inhibitor heavy chain H4-like. The transcript is spliced from 23 exons. The record is from RefSeq and is a predicted model, not a curated record. Bases 85 to 2640 code for a protein of 851 amino acids. NCBI's taxonomy places the organism in Eukaryota, Metazoa, Arthropoda, Insecta, Hemiptera, Cicadellidae.
CAGGGAUUUAACAAAAUUGCUCGCUAAUUCACACAUCUUCACGGUCCUUUGAUAUGCAUUGUCACCUUGUCAGUGCACAGCAUCAUGCACAUGAACAUUCUGCGAUCACUAAAUGUGUGCGCAUUGCUGCUGCUACUGCAGGCUCACCUCUCCACUCAGGACAUGGUCAGUUACGUUACAAGAAGCAGGAGAUCUGUAGCAGGAGACUCACAUGUUAAAGUGAAGCCGAUUAUCCGCUCUCUGCACAUCACAUCAGAUAUCAAGUACCGUUAUGCCACAACUCUGGUCUCCAGCAGGGUUGUCAACCCCUCAGAUCAGGCUGGCGAAGCUGUCUUCUACGUCACCCUGCCUGAGUCAGCGUUCAUCUCAGAGUUUCUAAUGGAAGUGAAGGACGAAGUGUACAAGGCCCAUGUGAAAAAGAAGGAUGAAGCCAAAACUGAGUACGACGAGGCUGUGCAGGCAGGCCAGUCCGCAGGGCAUGUAGUGCUGGAUGUCAGAGACUCAAACCAAUUUUCGGUUUCUGUGAAUAUCGAAGCUCAUGGAAAAGUAACUUUCAACCUGACCUAUGAACAGUUGUUGUCCAGAAAUCUGGGAGUUUAUACCAACACUAUCAACAUCAACCCUCAGCAGAUUGUGGGAGACAUGUCAGUGACUGUAAACAUUGAGGAGCCAACCACCAUUAACUACUUAGAGGUGAUUGGACUAGACGUUUCCAGUGGAUCUAUAGUUAAUAAACGAAACGUACUUGCAUUAAUAGAAGAAAAGAGUCCCAAUCACAAAUCAGUUGUUUGGUCGCCAACACCAGAAGAACAGAGAAGCGGAGACAUCGACGGACUCAGCUGUCAGUUUGUUGUCAAAUACGACGUAGAUAGGAAAGGCAAGGAGCAACAGAUUAUACUGGUGCAUGAAGGAUACUUUGUUCAUUUCUUUGCGCCUGAAAAUCUACCCCCGCUGCGGAAGCACGUUGUGUUUGUGCUGGACUACAGCAACUCUAUGCGUGGUAGAAAACGGGAACAACUUGAGGACGCCAUGUUUAAAAUUCUGUUUGACCUCGAUUAUAAAGAUUAUUUUAGUAUAAUAGUUUUUCAUGAUCAUACUGAGGCUUGGUCUCCUACAUCGAUAUAUUCAUCCGCACCAUGGGAUAAUGCUCAACACGUCUUAGACGGCAGCUUUGUGAUUGAGGCCACGCCUACAAACAUAGUUGCAGCUCAUUCUUACCUGAAACAAUAUACAUACCUUAGAUCGACAAACAUAAUGGCGGCUCUGAAAACUGGACUGCAAUUGGCCUCUAUCGGCUCUGAUUUAUGGGAGAAAGAGAGCGGUCCACCUCAACCAGUUAUCGUAUUCUUGACAGACGGACAACCUACCACUGGGGUUAGAAUCCCUGACACUAUCAUCAGUGACACCAAGACUCUCAACACUAACGAAAUCCAAAUAUUCUGCUUAGCCUUUGGGGAAGAUGCAGAUUUUGAUUUCUUAAAAAAGUUAUCACUAACUAAUCAUGCUUUUGCUCGAAAAAUAUACGAAGCAGCAGAUGCGUCUGACCAACUGAACAACUUCUACAAAACCAUCUCCUCACCACUGCUCUCCAACAUCACCUUCACUUACACGCCUGAUCAGGUUGACUAUUCUUCAAGGACUAAAGUUGAUUUUCUUGUAUUCUUCAAUGGAUCUGAAAUUGUGGUCGCUGGGAAAAUAAAUAACCAAAUAAAGGCCAAGGAAACUAUCGGGGAACUGAGCGGCCUCACUGCAAAUGGGCCAGAGAAAUAUCCCAUCGUCAUUGAUGUUAUGUCUAUCAUAUCUGUGACACGGAGCACCAAGAAUGUUGGUCACUUGGAGAAGAUGUGGGCUUAUUUGAAUAUACAGCAACUGUUGGACGAGGCCAAUUCAUUGGACCAACGUGACGAGAUUGCCAAAAUAAAAGAGAAAGCUCUUAAAUUGGCUUUGCAGUAUUCUUUUGUGACUCCACUCACUUCCCUUGUUGUCGUCAAGCCGAACGAGACCGAGUCUGCUGUGGACACGAUACCAGUGAGUCUCGCUCAGAAGAUGUGGCAACGCUGGCAGGUGCCCACCACGCCAUCGUAUCCGAGCCAGCCGGCUCAGAAGUGGCAACGCUGGCAGGUGCCCACCACGCCAUCGUAUCCGAGCCAGCCGGCUCAGAAGUGGCAACGCUGGCGGGUGCCCACCACGCCAUCGUAUCCGAGCCAGCCGGAUAGAGACCGUGUGCCCCGCUGGCCUCUUCCUGUGUUAUAUGUAGAAGACUACUCUUCUACAGUACCUCCGCCCCGUUGGCCACCAGCUCCAGAAAGUGGGCGAUACAUCCAUCCUGUCUGGGGUCAGCCCUACUGGCCUGAGAACGAUAUUAUAAGAAAGAUCAGCUUGGAUGAUAUCAAAUGGCUCCAUCCUCUCUCCACAAACCUUACCAGGGUCCCAGUAAAAGGAAGGGUGUUCAUCCUUGGCUUAAAUCAGACUGACUUAUCUUUUGGAACAUGUUCCGUGAUGGGCUUGGUUGGAGAUUGUCAUCACAUCCAGUAUUGUGCUCUCGAUAUCUUACAGUAUGGAGUCGAAUACUUUUUGCCUCUCCAAUGUACAAUCCCUGGGGACUUCUUGGGCGUGUGCUGCCCACAAGGUAUUGCUUGAAGUAGAUUCAUUCUUCUAGUGUGCUCAUCUGGAAUUUGCAUCAUUAUCUAUUUACAAAUGUCUAGUAUUUUAACAUUAUAUUAGUAAUAAUAAAGUAAUGUUUACAUCUUG